This is a messenger RNA of Stylophora pistillata, 1694 nucleotides long. RefSeq lists its product as uncharacterized. Gene Ontology annotation, biological process: spermatogenesis. The record is from RefSeq and is a predicted model, not a curated record. Lineage: Eukaryota; Metazoa; Cnidaria; Anthozoa; Scleractinia; Pocilloporidae.
GGAGCGUUCGUAGAGACGAUUCAUUAGACGGUCAACACAAACAUGGAAAGCACUGAACAGGAGAAAGACAAACAAAAAUCGUCUGCGGCUAAAAAUCAAGACAACAUGGCAGCAACGACUGCAUCUCGAAUAGACAUUCUGUCCCAGGCAAAGCCUAUCCCUGCUGGAUUCUUUGAGGAUAGGCGAUCAGUUUACUGGGAUAAUAAUUUUGCAAAGGACUGGGAAAACAUACAAUCGACUAAAAGUGUGUUGAGUGACAGACAAGCACAGCUUGUUUAUAGCAAACAACUUCAUAGAGAUUAUGUUGGAGACAGAAAAAGUGCAAUCUGGCCUGUGAGUGAGGAGGCAAUGAAAGCAACAGCGUCACAACGGCUGGAAACCCUGUCGGAGGCAAAGGCUCUUCAUCGUGAUUACCAACCUUGCCAACAAGUGCAAAGAGUUGUCAGUGAAGCAGCAAUGAAGGCCCAACCUUCUCCACGCAUUGAAUUCCUUGCGCAGGCCAAAACAUUUGUUCCCUUAAAAAUCAAAUCAAAUAGUGACUGGGAUUGGAGUGAGUGGGAAUCUGAUUUGACAGAAGCCGCCAAGAAUGCAACAGCAUCAGAAAGAGUUCUUGUGCUUUCAAAUCCUAAGAUGCCACACCGCAAUUACAAAGAAGGGCGUCCUGUGAUUUGGGAAGUGUCACAGACAGCCCAGAAGGCUCUCCCAUCUCUCAGAGUUCAGCAACUUGCAAGGCCAAAGAGUCGCAGUCAGCACAAUGAAGACUAUGAUGCUAAUGCAUGGAAAGUCUCACAGGGAGCUAAAGCAGCACAGGCUACCCCCAGAAUAGAAGAACUCGCUUUACCCAUCCCUAGAAAAGUCAGAAGUAAAAAAGUUUUGUGAUCCACUUUUAUUAAUAAUUUAUUUAUUGAUUAUCAAUUAAGUUCAAAUUUAUCUAUUAUGAUAUGUUAUGCACACUGCAUUUAAUAUUGUUCUCUUUGUGCUGCAAUGAAUACCUUUGUUCAAUAAAUGACAAAUCUACAGUCUCUUAGAGCAAGACUUUUGUUGGACUAUACAUGAAAAAACAAUAAAAAGCAACUGUUUACCCUAAGAAACAAGGCUGAUUUUUUGCACACUUGCAACAUAGGAAAAACUAAUAGAGGAAUAAUUUCUGUAAAUUACUUUGCACCCAUCAGAACCUUGCAACCUGUUGGCGGUUAUGCAACUUAUUGCAUGACACACAUAAUUAUAAUGAGCCUGCAAUCUACAUGCAGUCUUGUUACUGUACAGUUAUUUCUUUCACUUAUGGAAAUUGUGUUUGUCUUAUAAUGGGAUGCCAUUGGAUCUGAAUGUUUUAAGAGUGCUUUACUCAGUAACCACGCGUUCAUUGGUAUGUCACGCAACAUUUCUUGUGACUUAAAAAAAAAGUCAUGUGACCAACUUCAAGCUUGUUGAUAAAGUACUGGAAAAAAGGAUUGUUUGUAUCAAAGAUGUAAGCGCUGUUUCCUUCCCAAAGCAAACUUAAGGAGUAGAUCUCUGACAACAGAAGACAUGUUUCAUCUUUGAGCAAAGAUCCUUCAUGUUAAAGUUCACUACUAUUCCCUCGUGAUAGGAUUUUCAGCUUGUCAUAGAUACUCCAGUACACUUUCAAAUUAGCUUUUACAGUUGGAAUUUGCAGUUCGCUUUAUAGUGUCAACAAGGGCUUCUUGAAGAACUGG